UACACAAAUGGCGUCUGGGGUCUGACGUACGUGGCGUCAUCAUCGGUAGACCCACAAUUCAACUUGGCGCGCGAAAGCUGGCUGAAGUAAACAACAGAAGAGUGCAGAGAUCGUUGACAUAUCUAGACUGAAUAAACAAUGAGCAAAAAGGACAGUUCAGGUGUCGCACAGAUCCUCGCUUACCUUAAUGAGAAAAACAGACCCUAUAGUGCUCAGGAUGUUUUUACCAACCUACAAAAGCAGUGUGGUCUGGGUAAAACGGCUGUGGUCAAAGCAAUGGAUCAGCUUGCCCAGGAGGGAAAGAUUAAAGAGAAAGUCUAUGGAAAGCAGAAGAUCUACUUUGCAGAUCAGUCUCAAUUUGCGGAUGUGAGCGAUGCUGAACUUAAGAAGAUGGACAGUCGUAUCGUGGAGAUCACCGCUGAAGUACAGACCAUCUCUCAGACCUGCAGGCAGCUGGAUACAGAGCUGAAGGAGUUGAACAGCUCAUUAACCACAGCAGAGAUGAAGGCACAGAUCCAGGAGCUGCAGGCAGAGUGUUCUGGGUACAGAGAGCGGCUGGAUAAAAUCAAGUCCUCUACAAACCACGUGACCCCGGAGGAGAGGGAGAAGGUUUACAAGGAGAGAGAGACUUAUGUGAAAGAGUGGAGGAAGAGAAAGAGAAUGGUUUCUGAUAUGGUUGGAGCUAUUUUGGAGGGGUAUCCAAAAAGCAAGAAACAGUUUCUGGAGGAGGCUGGAAUUGAAACAGAUGAGGACCAUAAAGUGACAAUACCCAACAUCUGAUGGAGGCAACUGAUUAAAUCCAGAUGCCGCAGAUAUCGUUGCUGGGACACCAGACUUUUGGAAAGGUUGGAAAGUAACAUAGAGGAUUCUGUGAUACCAAGAGAACUGUUUUGUUAGAAACCAAUCCUAUUUAUAAAAGUUAUGUUGUAAAAGAAAGAACCUACAAGCUGUAAAUAAGUUUGAAUAUUGUUUAUUUUUCAAUUAAAAAGUAUACCGAUACAAAAAUA
Megalobrama amblycephala (Wuchang bream) is the source of this 1007-nucleotide messenger RNA. RefSeq names its product PSMC3 interacting protein (gene psmc3ip). NCBI's taxonomy places the organism in Eukaryota, Metazoa, Chordata, Actinopteri, Cypriniformes, Xenocyprididae. The transcript is spliced from 8 exons. Gene Ontology annotation, molecular function: recombinase activator activity; double-stranded DNA binding. Gene Ontology annotation, cellular component: DNA recombinase auxiliary factor complex; condensed nuclear chromosome. The record is from RefSeq and is a predicted model, not a curated record. The coding region runs from base 139 to 780 and encodes 213 amino acids. Gene Ontology annotation, biological process: meiotic strand invasion involved in reciprocal meiotic recombination; meiotic joint molecule formation; homologous chromosome pairing at meiosis.